AAAGGGCGUAUACCCUACCGUUUAAAUUCAUUUGUUAAACCGAAUGGCCACUGUAUCUCAGGGGUCCAGUCCUUAAUGAUACAAUAAUUAUAUAGUACAAAAUAUAUACUCAUUAGCUCCUUUAAACUCUUCAUAGAGCUGGAAUCACGGGAAACCACGUUUUGUAUAAGGAUGGAAACCGUAAACACGAUUUCGGACGGGCUGGGGGCAGAUUUUUCGUCGUUCGUUCACGUUGAUCUUGACGACGUGGAAAACAACAAUAACAUUUCUGGAGGAGAAAAUUGUGUGUCGGCCUCAACUCAAGCUCUAUUUCAGAAUGAUGAGGAUGGUGAAGAUGAGCGUGAUAAUGAUGACAGUGGCACAGACAAUUCUGACAUUGAAAAUUCAGGCACUACGCUGCAGAGACGUGAACAUCAUGGAGGAGAGGCUUCAAGUCUUCCCGACACCUUUCAGACAAGCCACCUGCUCUUCUAUGAGAGGUUUAAGGCAUAUCAGGACUACAUGCUUGGAGACUGUAAGCCCUCUGAGGUAAAGGCCUUCACAGCAGACUACCUAGAGAAAGUCGUGGAACCAUGUGAUUGGUUGGCUUUGUGGUCAACUGAUGUCUUUGAUGUUCUUUUGGAGUUUGCUGAUGACACAGCAGCGGUCGGACGCAUCAGCAACAACCACGAGUCCGGCUACAGACAGGAAGUGGAACAACUGGAGGGUUGGAGCAGGGAAAACAACCUCUGUAUCAACGUGAAAAAGAUGAAGAAGAUGAGUGUGGACUUCAGGAAGAGCAGACAUCCCUCCCUGUCCCCUGGCACAUCGGAGGAACAGCAGUGGAAGUGGUCUCCAGCUACAGAUACCUGGGCAUGCACCUAA
This is a messenger RNA of Paralichthys olivaceus (Japanese flounder), 864 nucleotides long. The record is from RefSeq and is a predicted model, not a curated record. NCBI's taxonomy places the organism in Eukaryota, Metazoa, Chordata, Actinopteri, Pleuronectiformes, Paralichthyidae.